Messenger RNA from Daucus carota subsp. sativus, 987 nucleotides. RefSeq lists its product as uncharacterized. The record is from RefSeq and is a predicted model, not a curated record. The coding region runs from base 120 to 773 and encodes 217 amino acids. Lineage: Eukaryota; Viridiplantae; Streptophyta; Magnoliopsida; Apiales; Apiaceae. The transcript is spliced from 6 exons.
AUAUAAUCUUAAGUUAAAAGAUUCAGGUUCCUGCAAAUGUGUGUGAUAUUUAUAGUAGACAAAAGUGUGCAGCUCUUUCAGAAGCAGCAGAUCUGAUCAGAAGCUAAAAUCUAUAAAAGAUGAAGAAAUCCAAAAUUCUUUGCCUUCACGGUGGUGUCGACAGCAGCGCGCGCCUUGAGGAACAGCUUCAGAAAUGGCCAUCAGAUGUACUGGAAAGAAUGGACCUUGUGUUCAUAGAUGCUCCUUUUCGCGUUGAUAAUGAAGAUUUUCCGGCUUUUACCUGGUUUGACGGUCAAGAUGAAACCACACUGAACAGCACGUUUAAUGAGUCCAUCGCAUACAUUGAGGAGACUAUGGUAAAGCUUGGCCCCUUUGACGGGGUUCUCGGCAUGUCUAUGGGAGCUUGCAUAGCGGCUGCCUUACCGGGAAUGCAAGCCCAGGGUGUGGCUCUAACCAAAGUAGACGAUCUGAAAUUUGUGGUGGUGAUAUCAGGAGGUCAAUUAGGAAGCUCAGGGCUUGCAGCUCCAAAGCUGGCGGAAAAUGCAUUUUCCUCACUCAUUCAGAUCCCCUCACUUCAUUGCUUCGGCGAGAACGACUUGGCAAAGCUGUCAGCAAUUGAACUACUGGCCUCAUUCCUCCACCCUUUCGUUAUUUUUCACUCCGGGGGUCAUGAGGUGCCAGAACUAGAUGAAAAAGGUUUGAAAGUAAUGAACAGUUUUCUGGACAAGAUUCAAGCCUCAUUUCCUUCUCCUCGAGUCCGCUCACUUAUGUAGCUUCUCAACAGCAGAGGAUGCUUAUUGAUUAUUUGAUGCAUCAAGUACGAAACAACAGAGGAAUUCACAAGUUACCCCUCUUUUUAAUAAAUAUAUCUUUCGAGAUUUUAAUUGUAAUAAAAGAUGAUGCGGAUGUUGUCUAAAAUUAUUGAGAAAUUUAUUGAUGCGGACUGUCAUGACUUUUUAUUUUUGAAAUAAUGAUAUUUUUGGGACA